Galleria mellonella (greater wax moth) is the source of this 3086-nucleotide messenger RNA. RefSeq lists its product as uncharacterized. The record is from RefSeq and is a predicted model, not a curated record. The coding region runs from base 298 to 612 and encodes 104 amino acids. NCBI's taxonomy places the organism in Eukaryota, Metazoa, Arthropoda, Insecta, Lepidoptera, Pyralidae. The transcript has 3 exons.
GUACCGGGCACAGUACCUCCGCGCAUUCUGUCGUCUCCACGCGCCUGUCGUUACAUACCUACACUCACACAGGGCCUGCAACAAUAAUGACUGACAUCACCCCCGAGACCUUGCGAGCACCCUUCAAUUUUAAAUAAAGGGAAACAAACCCUCUGUCCGAGUUAUGGCCGAUGGAAAAACAUUAGCGUACACACAUUUAUAGUGAUUUAUUUAAUUUUAGUUUUGUGAAACAAACGACUUUAUUAUUGUGACCGCUUUGCACCUGUACUUUUGGACACGGAUUAUUAUUAACUCAAAAUGAUACAAGACAGCGAUGCCUCAGCGUUGGCUGAACGAAUAGCCGCAUUCAAGAGUGAUCCAGAUAAACUGCGCGAGGCCACUGAGUUUGUAGACCAACUCAUUCAGCAAGCAAAAAAAGAGGCAGAACUUAAACAUAAAGAGAAAGACAGAAGUAAAUUCGAACAAGACCCAGCUGCGGGUAACAUGAAGCGGCGGCUAGGCCGAGCGAGGGGCUUCGUUCUCCGCAUGUUUGACGCACUGUGCAACUGUACGCAGACAGCGGCCGCCGCCGCCCGCACCACUGCCCGGAACAACCCAUUCACUAAGCGCUAACCCGGUCACGCUCGAUAAUACCGGUCGAGAAUAUGAAGCUACUAAGCUCGAGUCCUAAUGUCAACAAGUGAAUGUGACAAAGUCACAAAAAAUCCGAUUGUUAAAUACUUUUGACAGGUCACGGCCGCUAUUUCUUAUUUUAUUCUGUCGUCAUCUAACUUAUGCCAUUCCCAAAAUUAAAAUGAGUAUAAGGUGAGCCGUUUAUUAAAAUUCAUCAAGGCGUUUAGGUUUUACAUUGAGGUAAAUAUCAGGAGAUACCUACAUAUAUUAUAACACACAUCUGAAAGAUAUUACUCUCAUUUCUUCUGCAGUCGGUUAAAAAUAAUAGACAAUAGUUACAAUUUUUCCUGCUAAUCAUUGUACGGGUUUUAACAAUCGGAAACCCAGCAAUGAUAGGUAUUAAUGAAACUGAACGUUCCCCAAAAACCAUAGUUUUCACCUUGAAUCUUUCUUACUAAAUAAAUCAGAACACGCGGCUUGCACCUGCCUAUGAAGGUUUCGAAAAUAAUUUUCAAACCUUACAGCUGUAUUGAUAUUUAUGUUGAUAAAUUAGUAAGUUGAGUUUGGCGCUGUAGCGGUUUAAUACACCGCCUUACCUUCUGACGUUUGAAGGUUUGGUCCCUGCACAAUAAGAUUUGUAUUUUUAUGUACGUUUUUUUAUAUUGGUUUAAGUAUUUUUUAUGUAUAAAUAAUUUUGUGUAUUUACAAAAAGUAUUUAAGUAUGCCCAUCACUUGUCCAAUACCCAUAGCGCUGUGUAAUGUCGUUUAGUGGUAUUUAUUUACUCUGAUAUGUAUAACAUUACGCUUUUAAAACUUUGAUAGAUGCUUAAGUUGAAUUACCUACAAGUAUUUCUAUUUUGCACCCUAUGUUCUUUGGGUAAGUUGUUCAGUUUCCCUACAUGUUCUACAUGGAUUACUAAAAUUUCAAAUAUGACUGUAUGAUACAGGAAAUUCUAUACAAUUGUCAUUUAUAAUAAAUACUAUUGUAUAUUGAAGUAAAACAUUAAUAUCUCAAUGAGAGAAGAAAUAAAAAAUAUGUAAUAAUUAUAUUUAAUGUUAAUCAUAUGUAUUAUAGUACGUUUGAGUGCGCAGUAGUGCACCACCAAGUUCCAAAAAUUAAUGUUGUAAUCCGACUAAACCCUUAUAAAAACCUUGGUGUCUUCCUAAAUUUAGUCUCCAGAAAACGGUGUAACAUGGUGUUAUGUGAUCGGUGUGAUGACGCUUAUAGUAUGUAAGACUAUGUAUUUAGCAAUAUUUAGCAGAAGAUACUAUUUGGAUACUCCCAUCGUUUAUACACUGUCCAAUUUUAUGCCUUUUCGACUAAAUAUUUACUCGUGUAUAAAAAAUUACCUAUUUGCCCAUUUUCUAUAUUUACGUUUUUUCUACACUCUUCUAUGAUAUUGUAAAAUUUAUUUCUUGAUAAAGUGUACGCUAUAAGAUUUAUGUGUUUUCACAUAUCUAUUAUAUAGUAUUUAAAAUAUAAUAUAAUUCAUUAAUACAUUUUGUGAGUAGGUACCCCAUAUAUUGUAUUAAUUUGUAUAAAAAAAUUGUCCCAAGCACAAAUGUCAGGAAAAACGAAUCGAGCUCAAAUAUUAUGUAAAAUUUAUUUUGAGUGUUUUGUUUUAGUUUAGAAAAUGCAAAACAUUUUAUGGACAUAUAGGAAUGUAUAAGAAGUAGAAUAAUAAUAAUAAUUUACUUUAAACAAUGUAAAUGUUAAUGGAUCUUAAAGACAAGUGUGUCGACUCGAUUAAGUAUGUGAAGAGAGAAAAAUAUCUACUUACUAGUAAAAAAUUACAAAAAAGAGCUUUGAUAGUUGUGAACAAAAUGUGUGUACGUAAUUAACGUGAGGAUUGAUGAGAUAUUUGGUGAAUAUUUUAUAUUUUGUUUGAAUACUUUAAUAAAAUUAGGAUACGAAAAUCUGUCUCAGUGUUAUAUUAAUGAGCGUGGAAAACGUAUUUCUACCAUAAUCCUAAUAAAAUACAAUAUUCCAACGAUAUGUUUAUUAAUACUAAUAUCAUUUCAAAAUAGAACCUUUCGAUACUAGCUCACUAUCAAACUUGACUUCAUCGGAUUCAUAAAAAAUUGCUCUAAAAGUAUAGAAUUAGAACAUGGCCCUCAAGUUUUGUCACUUGUUUCUAUUUAAACAGUGAUGGUUACCAUCCCACCCAUCGAAUUACUUGCCAUUACUUGUAGUAUAUAAAAGAGUAUAUAAUUAUGUUACUUAUAUAAUGAUAACACCGCAGAAUCCGAUGACGUCACUAGUAAUAACCUAAGUACAGAAAUAACACAUAAUUAGUGGUUUCAUUGUUCAAGUAAACAACUACUUAACUACCAUUUCCAAGCUCAUUAAGUGGACGAUUAAAAUAAACGACUUAAAUAAAUGUUAUAUGUGAUAUCCUGCCUAUAACCUUCACUUCCGGUGCGAUUCUAAUCUCAUCUAUUCCUAUAAAUAAAGUCAUUUUGUAAAUAAAGAA